UCGGAACACGGGGUCCCUUUAACUCAGCCGGGGGAGGAGGCAGCAGCGAGGAGGCUGGGAAGCGGCUUUACUCCCCCCUCCCCACCCAGAGCAGCUGGCAAAAGCGGGUGGCUGCAGCGGCGGCUCCAAACGCCACCCCGCCAGCCGGCUGCGUGCGGGGCUCCUCCAGCGGCGUUCGCCUCUCGCCUCCCCGGCGAGCUCCGGGGCAUGGCCCGCCUCCGCGGUGCCCCCUCUCCUCGCCCGCCGGGCCGGGGCCGGGGCCGGGGCUGGGGCCCGCUUGCAUUUCUCCCGUUGAGCAGCUAGAGAGCGGUGCAGGGAAUGAAAUCCCCGGUGCAAUAGCCAGGAGCCGAGCGCUCCCUUCCUGUCUGCAGCCGCGCCGGGCCGGGGCCGGGGAACCCCAGCGAGUGACGGGCAGCUCCGAGCUGGGCUGGAUCGGCCCCCCCUCCCCCCCCCAUGGCGGAGACUAAAAUCAUCUACCACAUCGACGAGGAGGAGACCCCCUACCUGGUGAAGCUGCCGGUGCCCCCGGAGAAAGUCACUUUGACAGAUUUUAAAAAUGUCCUCAGCAACCGGCCCGUGCACAGCUACAAAUUCUUCUUCAAGUCCAUGGACCAGGAUUUCGGGGUGGUGAAGGAGGAGAUCUCGGAUGACAAUGCAAAGCUACCGUGCUUCAAUGGAAGAGUGGUGUCCUGGCUGGUCCUGGCUGAAAGCUCCCACUCCGACACGGGCUCCCAGUGCACUGAAAGCCACACGGACCUCCCUCCUCCCAUCGAGAGAACGGGUGGCAUCGGAGACUCACGGCCUCCCUCGUUUCACCCGAAUGCUGCCAGCAGUCGAGAUGGACUGGACAACGAAACAGGAACGGAGUCGGUUGUUAGCCACAGGCGAGAGAGACACCGGCGGCGGAACAGGGAAGGCCAUGAAGACGUCCCUAGGCUCAAUGGGCACCCCAAGCUGGACAGGCACCGCGAGCACCCGCCCGGCUACGACAGCUCUUCCACCAUGAUGAGCAGCGAGCUGGAGUCCAGCAGCUUCAUUGACUCUGAUGAUGACGAUAACACAAGCAGGCUGAGUAGCUCCACAGAGCAAAGUACUUCGUCCCGGCUCAUACGGAAGCAUAAACGCAGGAGGAGAAAACAAAGGAUGCGCCAGAUUGACAGGUCAUCCUCAUUCAGCAGUAUUACGGAUUCAACCAUGUCCCUGAAUAUCAUCACUGUCACGCUCAAUAUGGAAAAGUAUAAUUUCCUGGGGAUCAGCAUCGUAGGACAGAGCAACGACCGAGGAGAUGGUGGCAUUUACAUUGGCUCUAUCAUGAAAGGAGGAGCCGUGGCAGCAGACGGCCGAAUUGAACCAGGAGACAUGCUUCUACAGGUGAAUGAGGUCAACUUUGAGAACAUGAGCAAUGAUGACGCAGUGCGGGUUUUACGGGAAAUAGUCUCCAAGCCUGGACCUAUCAGCCUAACGGUGGCCAAGUGCUGGGACCCCACACCUAGGAGUUAUUUCACUAUCCCCAGGGCUGAACCAGUGAGGCCGAUUGACCCUGCAGCAUGGAUCUCUCAUACCACAGCCAUGACGGGAGCGUACCCCCGUUACGGUAUGAGCCCCUCCAUGAGCACCAUCACAUCUACCAGCUCCUCACUAACAAGCUCAAUUCACGAUUCGGAAAAAUUGGAAGAAUCUCCCUUGACUGUGAAGAGUGACAUGGCUACUAUUGUCAAGGUUAUGCAGUUACCUGACUCAGGCCUGGAAAUCCGGGACAGAAUGUGGUUAAAAAUUACCAUCUCCAAUGCAGUGAUAGGGGCAGAUGUGGUUGACUGGCUUUACACGCACGUGGAGGGCUUCAAGGACAGACGGGAGGCUAGAAAAUACGCCAGCAGCAUGUUAAAACACGGCUACCUCAGGCACACUGUGAACAAAAUCACCUUCUCAGAGCAGUGCUAUUAUGUCUUCGGGGACCUCUGCAGCAAUAUGGCUGCCUUGAACCUUAACAACGGUUCUAGCGGAGCCUCUGAUCAGGACACUCUUGCUCCCCUUCCACAUCCUGCUGCACCUUGGCCGUUAGGUCAGGGGUACCCCUACCAGUACCCACUCCCCCCUCCAUGCUUCCCACCAGCAUACCAGGACCCAGGCUUCAGCUACGGAAGUGGCAGUGCGGGUAGCCAGCAAAGCGAAGGAAAGAGCUACAUAGAUAACAGCUUGCCGACUAAUCAGAAGGCCACCGUGAGAGGUGAAGGGCCUGGUUUUCACAGGUGCGAGGCGCUGAUUUCGGUGGCGUGCUCGACGUCCCUGAAAAUCAGGCCAUUAGCGGUUUGCUUGAAGCCACGUGCCAGAACUGAGAGUCAAGGACAGAAGUGGGAUUCCAAACUGCCUGCUCCUGGCUUCCACUUCCGUACUGAGUGCACAAGGCCAUUCACCUCCUCUUGUGUGAAAUAAGCAGAAAGAGUGCUGUCUGGAGCAGCCAGCCAAAUGCACUGCAACCCUGAAACGCCAUUCCGCGGGGAGCACAAUGGCUUUUGCUCUGAUGCAUGUUGCAUGGGCUGCUUGAAUGUACCACCUUCUUUCCAGCCCUAGGAUCACCCUGCUACUUCAUUCUGAGCAUAGUAAAUAAAACAUGAUUCUGUGGUGUGACUGUCCAGUGGGGGCCCCCUGCAAUUUCUUAAAUACACUGCUUCUGGUGUGUGAAUAUCCCCCUUGGAAACAUUGCCAGUAACCAAAAAGCAAGGCUCAGAAGGAGUCUCCAAGCUUGGGUAUGAAUCAUAUUACCAAGAUAAACAGCCCCUGCAGUCCCUCCAGACUUAACCCAACCUCCUUCGUUAUGCAAACCCAGGCUGGAAAUCCCACGAGAACUCUUGUGAGAUUUCCAGCACUUGCCCUUCCCACUUCAGCUGAAAACAAGUAUGUGUGGGAGGGAAACCAAAAAAGUUCAGAUCUUUAGGAAAAAAUCCACAUCAGGUCUGUUCUGUCACUGGGGGGUGGGGGGCACUGAUUUUUCCUCAGGGGGUUCACCAGUCACUGUGAACAACAGAAUAUUAGCUCUUUGCUGCUGGAAUAGGAAAGGCACAAUCUUUUUGUCCAUGAAUCCCGGGUUACCAGCUAGGAGAGUUUCAUUAAAGGCGACGGGAGGGUUUCAUUUUGAACGGUUCAACACUUUUUUCUUCCUUGUUCUACUUUUGGAAACUACACCGCUGUGUUGUUUCUUGUUUUGUAAUUGUGUUAUUCCCUUGUUUUGU
Molecule: messenger RNA, 3230 nt
Organism: Mauremys reevesii (Reeves's turtle)
Lineage: Eukaryota; Metazoa; Chordata; Testudines; Geoemydidae
Gene: DVL1
Product: dishevelled segment polarity protein 1
Exons: 15
Coding region: 454-2433 (659 amino acids)
Biological process (GO): canonical Wnt signaling pathway; intracellular signal transduction
Cellular component (GO): cytosol
Molecular function (GO): frizzled binding
Source: RefSeq, a predicted model, not a curated record